Molecule: messenger RNA, 1695 nt
Organism: Thunnus maccoyii (southern bluefin tuna)
Lineage: Eukaryota; Metazoa; Chordata; Actinopteri; Scombriformes; Scombridae
Product: immunoglobulin kappa light chain-like
Exons: 5
Coding region: 1-1056 (351 amino acids)
Biological process (GO): response to bacterium
Source: RefSeq, a predicted model, not a curated record
AUGAUUGAAGGGCUGACUGCUUUGAUUCUUCUUAGUACAGCGUCUCUGGUUCAAACUGCAGAGGUUCCUCACCCAAUCUCUUUGACUGUGGUUGAAGUUGGUGGGAUUGUUACUUUGCAAUGUGCAGCCUCCAAGGACGACAGAUUAUUUCGCUGGUACAAGCAGUCUCUUGGAUAUAUGAUCCAAACAGUUGCUACGCGAACUUAUAACCAACAAAAACUUGUUGGACAAUUUAACAAUUCACGUUUCCAAGUCACACAGGGGUGCAAUGAGUAUUUACUCACCAUUAGAAAUAUAAGCAAAGAGGAUGAAGCAACAUAUUUCUGUCAGAAUGGAACGGCGUAUUCACCGACAUUUGGUGAAGGCACAUUCUUGGUUGUGAACGACUGUAAUCAGCAGAAAUCUUUCUACGUGAAACAAAAUCCAAAGACUGAGUCCGUGCAGUCAGGCAAGUCAGUGACUCUUCAGUGUUCACUUCUCUCCAAAAACAAAGAAAACACAGAUCAGUGUCCCGGUGAACACAGUGUGUACUGGUUCAGAGCUGGAUUAGGAGAAUCUCAUCCAAGCAUCAUUUACACUCAGAACAGGAGUGAUGAACGAGAGAAAAAGAGCUGUGUCUACAGUCUGUCCAAAACUAUUCAGGACACUUCUGAUACUGGGACUUACUACUGUGCUGUGGUCACAUGUGGAGAGAUCCUGUUUGGUGAAGGAGCUAAAGUGGAGAUAAGACAACUAGACCCAGUUGUCUUUGUACUUGGAGCACUGUUGGUCUGCUGUGUGACUGUGAUUGCCGUUCUUAUUUUCUACAUGAAUCGAAGCAGAGUUUGUGAACGUUGCAAAGGAUGGGGAAGCAGAAGCAGUGAACUACAUAGCACUGAAUUUUUCCACAAGGAAAGUGAAAAGAGAGAGGAAGAAGAGAGAGUCACCACCAGACUGUGUGUACUCUACUGUGAGAGCAGACUAUCACACCCAACACCACCCCUCUCUACAGGCAGAGCAUGGCCUGUGCAUUGGGUCCCAAGUCUCCUCAGAGGGCUUCAGCUUAGCUUAGCAUGACUUUCAUGUCAGAGCUUCCUAUAGCUUAAAGGUACGGAGCCCCGGAGAGGUCAUAGAGAGAAAAAAUAUAUAUAUCGAGGCCAUGUUUCACUACAUCAAGCGAUUGAAAUUCUAUUGGCACAUAGCUCUUUAUUUAGCUGAUAGUGAUUAGUGUUGUUAAAUGAGAUGUGUUUGUCUUUACACACAGUGGGUGUACUUGGAUUAAGACAUACCAAUGUGUUCAAUGAAGGCUUUAUUAUGGUGAAGAAAUUGAUGCCAAGUUAAAGUUGAAUGUAUAGUUUAGUCCUGAAUUGUCAUUGUGUUUACAGGUUGUGCACUCGGUAGCUCACUGAAUCUGUGCAUAAGAAUAUGUGGGUGUGCAAAACAUGCCUCGCAUAAUUAGGCCUGUCAUCUUAAACAAUGUAGUGGGAUGUAACCCCAUGAACCAAAGAAGCUGUUAAUAAGGCUCUACUAUUGUGAACACAUAGUGAUUGAUAUGCCUAUCUAGUAAACUAACCAAUAUUUAUCCUUUGAGAUGCAAUGAUAGUGGCUGAAUCGGUGAUACAGUACAUUUGGCUCUCUGUAUACACACUUAUUUUGUGCGCACAAAUUACUAAAACAUGGGAAAGAAUCAUAUCUCAUGCGUAUGCAAUAAUAUUU